Messenger RNA from Aureobasidium namibiae CBS 147.97, 627 nucleotides. RefSeq lists its product as uncharacterized. The transcript has 3 exons. Bases 1 to 627 code for a protein of 208 amino acids. Lineage: Eukaryota; Fungi; Ascomycota; Dothideomycetes; Dothideales; Saccotheciaceae. Gene Ontology annotation, molecular function: carbon-sulfur lyase activity. The record is from RefSeq and is a predicted model, not a curated record.
AUGGACGCCAAAGAAGCCAGAGGCGAGAAGUCUGAGAAGCCCGUCGAGGACUGGCAGAAGCGUGCUCCCUACAAGAUCCACGAGUCCAACGAGAACUUCAAGGCUAGAUACGAGGCCAGCUGCCACUGCGGCAAGGUCAAGUACCAGCUGAGCAGAGAGGAGCCUCUUGACUCCAAGCUGUGCCACUGCACCACUUGCCAGACUCAGCACGCUGCACCUUUCCAAUGGGCCGCCAUCUUCCACAAGGAGGACAUCAACUUCUCCAACGGACACCAUGACCUCGAGUGGUACGAUCCCAGCUCAAAGUCGAUCGAGCACAAGCUUCCCUGCAAGGUGCGCUGCUCCUUCUGCCACAGUCCCAUCAUGGACGAGGGUAGAAACAUGAUCCUGCUCUUCCCCAGCUUGGUCCACCUAAAGAACGACGAGGACAAGGCCAACUUCAAGCCUAGAUGCCACAUGUUCUACGGCCAGCGUGUCAUGGACAUCCCUGACGGUCUCCCCAAGUGGUCCGGCCUCAACGACAGCAGCGACCUCAUCGAGGACAGCCCCCCAGAGCUUGUCCGCGAGCACGAGAGAAAGCGUGAAGAGGAGAGAAAGGAAAGAUUCGAGAAGGGUGAGAACAAAUAA